AUGGAAACUCGACCAAAGAACCAAUAUAACAGCGGCGGAAAUGGCGGAUCAAGUGGAACCUAUGAGCCCGAAGCAAAUAAGGACGUGCCGAUUUCCGGUUGCAACGGCCUUGAUUGUGGUUCACCAGAAGAAGAAGCUGGAAUUUCUAUAGAAGCAGUUGUUGAUUUCGUUCCUUGCGCCGAUGGCCAAGACUGCAACAAUAAUGCUCCGAAACGACCACGACCAAGACCAUCCCAUCAAGGUCAACCAGAUCGCGCUGCUCCAUCAGUCGAUUGCAUCACGGCCGACUGUGGAGAGCCAGAAGCUGUCAUCGCUCCUGAAAAGACAAAUGAAGCUAGACAACCGAAUCGACCAUUUGACAAUUCACCUGAGUCCUAUCCAGCUCGAAUUGGAAGCCAAGGCGAACCUGACGGUUCAAAGCCAGAAAUAUCCUGCAAUGGUGGUGACUGCGGAUCUCCCGAAAGCGCAGUCGGAAUCGAAAUCGAAGCUGUAGUCGACAACAGUCCAUGCGCGAGACCAGGAUUCGAGCGAGAUGAAAUCGGAGAAUGCCGACCUGCUCCUGCUAAAACCGACCGUUACCCCUCUAUUCCUCAGCCAAAUCCUCACGCGCCAUCGGAAGACUGUUUCGAAGCUGGCUGCGGAGAUGUUCAUGCUGUCCCAGAGGAUAUCGAGUUUGAUUGCCAGGGAGAUGACUGUGUCAUCGAAUACGAACAGUUCGAUGCAACUAACCGUGGAGAUUUCAUUCCAGAUCGAUCAAGCUCGCAGUCGAUUUCUGUUAAUCCUGGCGAAGCUGUCCACAUUGACUGUAGUAGCGGAUCGUGCGUCCCUGUUUAUAAUCAAGUUGCAGAGCCAACCGAACGACCUACGAGGAGACCAGCGACGAGGAGAACGACCAGAAUCACUACAACUACGACCACAACAACAACGACAACGACAACAACGACGACCACGACUACCACUACAACAACUCCUCAGCCCCAAACUACAACUACAACCUCAACCACGACAACUUCUGUAAAAGCUGACCAAAUCGAAGAUAUCCAAAACCCAUAUGAAAAUCCUAAUUACUCAUCUUCAAACUCUGUCUCAAGUUAUGGUCCAAAUUAUUCUGGCUCAAGCUCCAGUUCAAGUGGCUCUCUCGUUUCCAGCUACAGUGGCGUUGACUCCGGAAUCGCAGUCGACUCGAGUGAAAAUAAUUUGAGAGCUUGGAACUCUUCGUCUUCGAUAAGCUCUCUCGGACCUGCUGAAGACUUUAUCUACGAAUUCGAUUGUCCAAUGGGAUACCAAGGAGACGACUGCAAAGACGACAUCGACGAGUGUGAAGGAAGUAACCCAUGUGACUUUGGAAUGUGCACGAAUACAGAACCACUGUAUACUUGCAAUUGCUACGACGGCUAUGAAACGAUGAACACUGAAAAUGGCCCGACAUGUACAAGAAUCUUCGAGGAAGAUAAGUGCAAGAUUUUGGAAGAAGCACUUGGAAAGCAUCGAGUUUGUGGCGAAGCUCAGUGCAAAAAUGACCCAGAAUCUGAUUAUGGCUAUGAAUGUGUUUGCCCAUCAGGCUACUUUUACGAAGUCAAACGCUGCGUCGAGAACUUCGAGAUCACUCCAUAUUCCGAAUGGGGCCAGUGCUACCGAGGAGAAUGUCAGGACCACCAGAGCUUGGGCGCAUUCACGUUUUCGAGAUGCUGCUGUGGACAUGGAACUCAUUUUAUGCAAGAAACUGGAGAAAUCAUGUGCUCGGCUUGUCCCCAAGAAGGAACAAACGAGUAUGAAGAACUGUGCUCUUUCAGUGAUGACUCGUCGUCGCUUUCUGAUUACAUCGUUAGCUCUAAUGAUAAGUUCUCUAUUGACUACGGAACAUGCAAAACGGUGCAAGGAGACUUCGACGAUGUCUCACAGGAUGAGUGCUGCUGCGCUGGAACUGUAACUCCCAUUUCUUGGGAAGGAAGACCCUGCCCGGAUCAAUCAACUUCUGAUUAUCUCAAAAAGUGCAAAUACGGAAAGGGAUUCACCGCAAAUCGAAAUGAAAUCGACGAGUGCCUCAUCUUCGGCGACGAAAAACUGUGCCCAGGUGGAAAGUGCUUCGACAAUGGGCCAGCUGGAUACAAGUGCGGAUGCGAAAAGCCCGGAUAUUACUGGGACCAUCGAACAAAGAGCUGUGUCGAUUUCAACGAGUGUUUCUCUCGAUGCAAAGGAGGACAGUGCACGGAUACUGAUGGCGGAUAUAUUUGCAUUUGUCCCGAGGGAGAGACGGAGAUUGACGGCCGCUGUCAAAAGUCAAUCGCUGGAAAUCCUUACCGCGCCCUGGUCCAGAACAAGCAAGAAACUGUCGACUUCAACAAGCCAGCAAAGUGCUACAGUGAUCGUGGCGACACAGAUGUUGGAUGUGACAAUCUUUUUGCGACAGAGUGGGGCGUCACAUUUAAUCAAUGCUGCUGCGAGGGCAAGGGUGGUUAUUGGGGAACGGAGAAGCAAUGCUUUGCUUGUGACAACUCAAUCGCCAAGGAUUUGAGCUGCGCGACGGUUCGGGAUUCUGAUGCUGAAAACUCCACUGGAUCUUCCUCCUCUUCUUCAGACUCGUCUUCAGACGACUCUGAAGACAAUUCCUUCAACCCAGAUCAGUUCCGACCGGAUUACGAUGAUUCGAGCGAGAAUGCCUUCCCCUCUUACGAUCCAAUGGACAAUAUGGAAGAAGAAUUCGAUGAUUCCUCCCUUCCAGGCUAUUCUUCCAUGGACGAGGAUUUGAGCUCGAUCAUGGGUCCAAACAUGAGCGAUGAUAGUCGAGCGGUGCCAAUUUCUAAUCCAGAAGUAGAACAGACUGGUUCAAACAACUUCUGUGGACUACCAGGCGGGUGUCAGAACGGCUCCUGCGUUGCGACGCGAUUCGGAGUCACGUGUGAAUGCGACGCUGGAUGGACAAACCACAGAACUGGCGCGUGCACAGUUCGACUGUAA
Messenger RNA from Oikopleura dioica, 2958 nucleotides. NCBI's taxonomy places the organism in Eukaryota, Metazoa, Chordata, Appendicularia, Copelata, Oikopleuridae. The record is from the annotation of a GenBank genome assembly.